AAUCAGCGGCGUAUAAAAAGCUUCGUGCUCUAAUCUAUAUAUUGCGUCUGCUGAAUCGCAUUGUCAUCCACAAUGUCGCUGUCUGUCAAGUGACAGUGCGGACUUCUCCAUGCCCAAGUGCCAAGUCGAUCUGUCUUUUCGGAAUUUUACAGCUGUCACAGUUCUGGAAGAGACAGGGAUGAGUUUGAUGAUUCACGUCCCAGCGGUGCUAGUACUCAUACUGUGCGUGUGCGUGGUUCCAGUGGCGGGAGAUUUGGAAAAGGUCUGCACCACGGAAGACAGACGAGAGGGCGCGCCGAUCGGCGGGAUCUGCGGAGAACGAAUCAGCGAAGUGCUCAGCUUAACCUGCAACAUGAUGGGACGAAAACGUCGCUCUGGUGGAUACCAAAAUAUUGACAAUGACAGCCACUCGUCCAUUGCCAGAGAUCUUCGUUUGAAGAAGUCUGUAGCCCUGUCGUAUAUCAUGAAGAGAAAGACAGCGUUCGGGACGCAGGGAAUCACGUGCGAGUGUUGCUACAACAGGUGCACGUUUGUCGAGUUGGCACAAUACUGCUGAUAACGUCACUACCAUGACAGCAGCAGCAGCAGCAACAGCAACAUAACAAUAUCGCCGAAUCGUUGUCAUAUCAGACUGUGCCUUAUCAAAACAUUUGAACAGGUUUUAUGGAUUAGUGUUAAAAUCGAAUCACUAUGUAGCAAGGCAAACACAAAUUUUAAAAAUAAAUAAAUGUUAAUUUUUAAGGUGUCUGA
Messenger RNA from Gigantopelta aegis, 750 nucleotides. Its product is annotated as con-Ins Im2-like. Gene Ontology annotation, molecular function: hormone activity. Bases 110 to 556 code for a protein of 148 amino acids. The transcript is spliced from 3 exons. NCBI's taxonomy places the organism in Eukaryota, Metazoa, Mollusca, Gastropoda, Neomphalida, Peltospiridae. The record is from RefSeq and is a predicted model, not a curated record. Gene Ontology annotation, cellular component: extracellular region.